Micromonas pusilla CCMP1545 is the source of this 2605-nucleotide messenger RNA. Its product is annotated as Multidrug/Oligosaccharidyl-lipid/Polysaccharide flippase superfamily. The record is from RefSeq and is a predicted model, not a curated record. Lineage: Eukaryota; Viridiplantae; Chlorophyta; Mamiellophyceae; Mamiellales; Mamiellaceae. The coding region runs from base 1 to 1875 and encodes 624 amino acids. Gene Ontology annotation, molecular function: antiporter activity; xenobiotic transmembrane transporter activity. The transcript has a single exon. Gene Ontology annotation, biological process: transmembrane transport. Gene Ontology annotation, cellular component: membrane.
AUGGGGCGACGGCGCGGCCGCCGGCGCCCCGCGGCGGCGGCGGCGGCGGCGGCGUCUCCGCCAUCCGGUCCGCGCGAGGACGACGACCUCGAAGCGCCGCUGCUGCGCGCGGAGGAGGAGGAGGAGGAGGAGGAGAGGGACGAGAUCCGCUCGAGAGAGACGAAGCGCGUCUCGUUCGAGGAGACGCGCGCGGACGACGACGACGGCGAGGACGACGAAGCCGCGGCGCUCACCGCGCCGCUGCUCGGGGUCUCGAGAGACGCGGACGUCGUCGACGUCGACGACGACGCCGCCGCCGCCGACGACGACGACGACGACGCGGAGAACGUGCCGUACGACGACGACGACGACGACGACGACGCGGAGAACGUGCCGUACGACGACGCGCGAGAGCUCCGCGCGAUAUGGACGCUCGGGUGGCCCAUGUUCGUGAGCUACUUCUGCCGCAUGGCCAUGGCGUCCACGGACGCGAUCAUGGUCGGUCACUACAAAGGAGGGAAACACUCGCCCGGCGACUACCUCGCCGCGGCGGCGCUGAGCGACAUGCUCACGACGCUCCUCGUCGUCCCUCCGCUGGCGUUCAACCAGGUCUUGAACGCGUUGUGUGGGCAAGCCGCGGGCGCGGGCGCGAAGCGCGUCGCGGGCGUCUGGCUGCAGCAGAGCGUCUUCUGGCUCGCGGUGACGAUGACGCCGACGCUCGUCGGGUUCUUCUUCGUGAAGGACGCGCUCCUCGGGCUCGGGUUCGACCCCGCAAUCAGCGCGCUCGCGGGCGAGUACGCACGGUGGAACGUGUUCUGGCCCGUGCCGAACGGCUGGUAUCAGUGCAUGCGGUUUUAUUUCCAAGCCGUCGGGCGCCCGAGGCCGGCGAUGUACAACGGCGUCGCGUUUCUAUUCGUCAACGCGCUGCUGAACUGGGUCUUCGUCUUCGGAGGGCCGUUUCGGUACCUGCGCGAGAGCCGCGGGCGGUGGGAGGGGUUCGGUUUCGUCGGCGCCGCGAUGUCGCUGUCGUGUUCGCGGUGCGCGCAGCCGCUGGCGUACUGGUACUACAUGUUCGUCAGGAGGAGGGCGCACGAGAGGUAUUGGCCGCGCGGGGGGUGGUCUUUUCGACACCACACGCGCGCGCGCACGGUCGAGUUUUUACGGCAAGCCGCGCCGCUCGUCGGGACGCUCGUCUUCGGCGUCGUCGUCGGCCAGGCGACGACGCUUCUCGUGUCGAAGCUCGGCACGGACGCGGUCGCGGCGACGAGCGCCAUCUCCGCGGCGACCGUCGUGUGGUCCGGCGCGAUCAACGCGAUGUUUUCCAUGGUCAUCGCGGUCCGCGUCGGAUAUCAUCUCGGCCGCGGCGACGGCGACGCCGCGCGGCGCUCGUUUUGGUUGUCCACCGCGGUCGUGUCCGCGACGCUCGUCGCCGUCGUAAUAUUCGUCGCGCCGUUCGCGGAGCCGGUGCUGUCGCUCGCGACGAGCGAUCGCGUCGUCGCGAGGGACGCCGCGAAGGUGCUCCCCGUCGCGCUACUCGCGACGACGUUGGGGGUGUUGAACAGUCUGUGCACCGGAGGCGUCUUCUCGGGGCAAGGGAGGCAGACGCUGGUGACCGUGCUGUCGUUCUUCGUAGACAUACCGCUGAGCGUCGGCGGCGUCGCGGCGAUGAUCUUGGUCUUCAAGACGAACUUGCGCGGCGUGUACGCGUACGGCUGCGCCGCCGCGGCGUUGGAGCUGCUCAUAGCGUACGGGUUCGUGUGGUCGUCGGAUUGGAAAAAGUACGCCUCGGACGCGAAGGCGAGGCAGGCGGCGGCGGCGCCCGGGGAAGACCCGCCGCGGGAAGAGAGCCGGGAAGAGCGCGGGCGCGGCGAGUCGUCGCGUCGAUCGAUCGCAUAGUUAGUAGUGAGUAGUAUAACAAUGACACGCGUACAGUACAGUACGUCGUUUAUGCGCGCGCGUCCGUCUAAAACGCCGCCUGCCACGUCGGCUCCAUGCGGCACAAGUUCCGCGGGUUGAUCGCGGCUUCGACGAGGUGAAUGACCCCCUUUUGCACGCUCGAGAGCUGCUCGCCGCCGCCCAUCCGCGGCGGCGUCGGCGCGAUGCACGGCAGCCGCUUCAACACCUCGUCCACGUUCGCCCUCGCCAUCGCGCGCACGUCCGCGGGCGUAGGCCCGAGCGGCGUCGCGUUCGACCCCGCCGCCGGGGUCAUCCGUCGCCACGGCCAGCACAUGAGCUGAUCGCGGAAAAACAAGAGAAGCCGCGUCUCGAGGCUCGUCCCGGGCGCGGCGCACGCCUGCGCGGCGGCGGCCAUCGACGCGACGAAGUCGCCCUUCACCCCGAACGGCGUGAAGAACGUGUGCAGGUUCCGCGUCAGGCGGAACGGCACCGGCUCCACGAACUCGGUCAUCCCUUUGCUGUCGAACGCGGGGUGGAAAUCGAGCAUGAAAACCUUCCCGGUGUUCUUCGCGAAGAGAAUCUUUUGCGGCGUGCGACCGCCGAUCCGCAGCAACGCGGAUAUGAAACACGACAGCGCCAUCUCCUGACACAUCUGCCGCUUGAACGUCCACAAGUGCGACCCGGUCGGGAGCGUCUUGUACAUGAACUGCGAGAAGAUGUUCUCCGUGAC